CAAUUAAAAAUAUAAUUGUGUUAUCAAUUUUUAAUUCUGUUCUUGAGCUUUGCUCAUACAGACCAGUUUAUUUUUUUGUACGUUCAGUUUGUUUUAAACAAGCUCUUACAUUAAAACUUUUGGCAUAUUUUAACAUUAAAAUCUAUAGCAAUUUGCCUCUAUCUUUAAGAAAAUUAGUGCUUAUCUCCGACAGUUCACAAAUGUUCAAAGAUUAUUGUAUGCUAUAUACAGAUGCAUCAAAAAAUAUUGAAGGUGUGGGGUGUGCCUAUUGGGAUAGCAGUAAUAAAAUUAGUAAAAUGUUUAAACUAAAUUCUAUUAUGAGUAUAUACACAGCUGAAUUAAUAGCGAUAAUGGAAGCACUAAAAUAUUUAUCUAAUAUAAAUCAUUCAAAGUUUAUAAUUUUUAAUGACAGUAAAAGUUCUCUUAGUAAAAUUAGUGCUAUAAAUCCUAAAUCAAAAGUGAACUACAUUGAAUUAUAUAUCAUAAAUAAAAUUAAAGAACUUCAGCAACAAGGAAAGUCUGUUAAGUUGGCAUGGGUUAAAAGCCACUGUGGGAUAACUGGAAAUGAAAUGGUAGAUGAAUUGGCUAAAAACGCGGUGACACAAGGAGUAUUAACCCAUUAUCUUUGUACGCCAAAAGAUAUUGAAUCAAAUUUAUUCAAAGAGAUUAAGAAAGAAUGGAAAGAAAGGUAUAUUGAUGAAAAAGUAAAUACAGGAAACCACUACAGAUCAAUCAGAAACUAUAUAACGGAUAAACCUUGGUUUUCUAAAAUGGAGUCGACAAAAGAUAUGACAAGAACCAUAUGCAGAAUGAGAUUUGACCGCUGUCUUACUCCAUCAUAUUUAUUUAAAAAUAAUAUAGCUGAUACUCCACAAUGUAUUUGUGGACAGUUGGGCAAUCUACAACACACAAUUUUGACCUGUUCUGUUAUCUCUAAUAUAGUUAAUAUGUUUUUAAAUUCACUGUAUUCUUUGACUGAUGUCCACCAUCCCAUUAAUUUAAAUUAUUUAUUAACAUUAGAAAAUAAUGAGUUGGUAUACCGACUAUUGUAUAAACAUAUUUUAGAUAUUAAACUUAAAUUGUAAUUGUAAAAUAUAGAGUAAGGGAGAGUUGGACAAAACCGGGUACCACUCCAAAAACCGUCUGUAUCUUUUGCUAUGUGAGAGUAGCAAAUGUUUGCUGCAGAUUGAAAUAUUCUUAAAUGACUUAAGUUUGAUAUGCCAAUGCCAAUUUUUAAGAAUAUUCUUAGAUUUUUAAUUUUUUUUUAUUUUUAUGAAAAUAUUGCAAAAUACCCGGUUUUGUUCAACCGGUAUGAUAAAACCGGGUAGUAACAUAAUUACAGUGUAAAAAUACUAAUGUGCAGAAAAUAAAAUAUUUAUUAAAAGUAUGUGAACAAAAAUCGAAAAUAUAUGAACAGAAGUCACAAAUAAAAACUUCACUUACAUUAUCAUAGGCACUACAGGCGUCAUAAGCCCAUUUGGUGCAAGACACACAUUUUAUCCAGCCUUCCUUCGCAUUAUAAUUUAAAAAUAGUUAAUUGUAAUAUAUACACGCAUCGUCAUUAUUAUCUUCUUUCUCCAAACUCUCUAAAAGUUUGUUUUUGGUGCAGCCCUUUUUACCACGUUUUUUCUUUUUUUUGUCCAGUUCAUUUCGUUCUAUUUUUUUUUUACGACUGGAGAUUUUUUAUAAUUUUUCCUACUAGCUUCUUCAACAGAAGAAGCCACACGUUGUAGUUAA
This is a messenger RNA of Diabrotica virgifera virgifera (western corn rootworm), 1737 nucleotides long. RefSeq lists its product as uncharacterized. Gene Ontology annotation, molecular function: nucleic acid binding; RNA-DNA hybrid ribonuclease activity. Lineage: Eukaryota; Metazoa; Arthropoda; Insecta; Coleoptera; Chrysomelidae. The transcript has 2 exons. Gene Ontology annotation, biological process: DNA replication, removal of RNA primer. The coding region runs from base 201 to 1085 and encodes 294 amino acids. The record is from RefSeq and is a predicted model, not a curated record.